Molecule: messenger RNA, 1593 nt
Organism: Symbiodinium sp. CCMP2592
Lineage: Eukaryota; Dinophyceae; Suessiales; Symbiodiniaceae
Source: the annotation of a GenBank genome assembly
AUGAGGAUGUCAUGCAAGCGCCAGCGGGUUAUGAUUCGGGAUCGUGCAGGCAGCACAAUCGGCGACCUCUACGACUGGCCGUCGAAGUUGGCAGCCAAGCUUCAUCGCAUACCACGUUUGCGAUAUGGCUGGAAAGCCCACUUGGCCAAUGGCAACUGCAUGGUGAUUUACUCCGACCAUAGCGGGUGUGGCAAUGGAGAGGAAGGCUUGCUUGAUGCCAUCACCGCGCUAAAGGAGCACUUUCACUUUGCAGAGGGCACAGACUCUGCAGACCUGUUGGAACCCGUCGUGCACAGCGUCUGCGACCCGGAUGUUCAUGCAGUGCAGGCGCUGUCGGCAACAAGUCGUGCAAAGCAUCUCUUUGGCUAUGUGGAGGACUUUGUGUCCAAAGACAUGAUGUCCGACAUUGCGACUGCCGAGGAGAGAUCUGCCUUCUUGAAAGACAACUUGGCGACGGAAGUCCACCACAACCUGUCCAGCUACUUUCCACUGGACCACAAAGUCUUCUGUCGCUGGAAACAGCAAGAUGUUCCGGCUCUGGCGCCGGAGGCCUGUCUUGCCCGGGCCACAAACCGAAGGUGCUUGGAAAUCCAAGUGAGUGGCACAUGCUGCUACGAUUGGUCGUCGAUGAACCAGAAGGCCCUCAGGUCGCAUGGUCCUUCGCAGGUCUCUUUCUUGUGGUGGAAGGAGGGCCUCAAAGCCCACCAGCCAGACUUGCUCCUGCGCGAGAACGUUAUGCGAUUCCACGUGGAGCAUCUCAUGGAUGGGCUCGAAGACUUGUACUCUGCCUUCCAGUUCACCCUUUCACCGCUGGACAUUGGAUGGCCGGUGAGACGGCCAAGGCGCUUCACUGCUUUGGUCCAUCGUCGAUGGCACUGUUCCGCUUCGCAGUCCGACUUCGAGUUUCAUUUCGGUGCUUCUGCGGCCAUGACGGGCAGCGAUCUACUGGCUAUGCCACCGAACAUCGUCGAGGAAUACUUCCGAAACAAACUCCGUCAGAAACUCUGCCACAAAGAAGGCCUUCUCGAAGCAGCUGAUUUCAGACGAGUGCUGACUCCGCGGCAGAGAAAAAUGCUUGAGGAAUUUGAGGAGCUCGCUGCCAAGGACGGGGGCGAGCUGGGCGAGGACUUCUUGGUCGACUUGUCCCAGACCGCCGAGUGGACCACGGUCGCAAACAGUGCCCCGUGCCUUCUUCGUGGAUCAUUGCCGCUUGCAUGCCCAGGGGGGAUAAUGUACGUUCGGUCUGAAAACACUUUGGCUUUGCUUUCUUGCUUUCCAUAUGCAGCAAGGAUCUGGAGCCACAAGCUGCAGCGCACGGCCUUGCCAGCAGAGCACAUGCUGCUGCAAGGCGUCCCGCUGCUAGAGGACAAGAGUCCGUGGAAGCAGUUCGUGCUUGACAAGGCCGUGGAUCCAUGUUUUGACAGCAUGUUUCUGAACUUGUCCGGGAAUGCCAUGCAUCGUGCUGUCAUUGGAACAUGGGCUGCGUAUAUCGUCGGCUCCCUGUCCCCUUGUGCCUCGCCUUCCUCAUUUCGAUUCCGGUCCACGUCAGAGCUGACAAUCACGGCUGACGAUGCUGACGCUGCAGCAGACUAG